GAAGAAGGCAACACCCAAACUUGUUGCCCGACUAUGUAUUUGCAGUGUAGGUGAGAGAGAAUGAUGGCGCUUCUGUUGCAUCUAACGUUAGAAUGUUGCUUGUGUUGAAGAAAAAAACAAAACACGGAGUUUGUUUGUUGUUGUAUUGAUCUACAGUAGCCUCGCGUGGGAUAUUUUUUUUUGUUGUAUCUAUAGGUUCAUGUUUUUGGGGUUGUAUUUCCAAGCGAUGGUGGCAGCAGAAGCAACAUUUCAGCUGGUGUUGAUGGAAGACUUCCCAGUUUUGCAGAGUUGCACGUUGCGAAUGCAAGACUGGAUGUAGCUGAUUGGAGUAGCGAAAUUGGUGAUCACACAGCCGAGUGGGAGGAGGGGAGAUUCUGAAAGUGGGUUUUUCCGUGUGUGACUCUCCAGCGGCCAUGUUAUCCAAGAAGCCGUGCGCUGCCGUCUACCCAACUGGCAAAGGGGGUGAGAUCUGCCAGCUACAGUCUUCCCCCGGAAUCGGAGUCGGGGGUCCCCGGGCCGGAGCAGCGACAGACCCGCCAUCGCCGGUCACAUUACCACCCCUCAGGAAUAUCAAGUCGCUCACGGUUGGAGGCAAUAAGCACACCAUGAGUGACCACAUGCACGUGGGGAACCACCAACAGAUCCACGUUCAACAGCUGUUUGAGGAGAACAGCAACAAACGGACAGUGUUGACUGCACAGCCCAAUGGGUUGACCUCUGUGGGCCGGGCAGGUCUACCGCUGCCUGACCGACAGCAGCCCGACGUCACCACUACCACGGCCCAGUGUCGGCAGGGCAGCUCAGCCUCCCUCAAGUCCACCGACAGCAAGCCCCAGCCGGCCACCCUGACCCCGGAGCAGGCCAUGAAGCAGUUCAUGCCCAAGCUUACGGCCUUCGAGCACCAUGAGAUCUUCAGUUACCCAGAGGUUUAUUUCGCUGGACCCAACGCCAAGAAGAGGCCGGGGGUGAUCGGGGGGUCCAACAACGGAGGCUACGACGACGAUCAGGGCUCCUACAUCCAGGUGCCCCACGACCACGUCUCCUACCGCUACGAGGUCCUCAAGGUGAUUGGCAAGGGCAGUUUCGGUCAGGUGGUGAAGGCCUACGACCACAAGGCCCACUGCCACGUGGCGCUGAAGAUGGUGAGGAAUGAGAAGAGGUUCCACCGCCAGGCGGCCGAGGAGAUCCGGAUCCUGGAGCACCUGAGGAAGCAGGACAAAGACUCCACCAUGAACGUGAUCCACAUGCUGGAGAACUUCACAUUCCGUAACCACAUCUGCAUGACCUUUGAACUCCUCAGCAUGAACCUCUACGAGCUCAUCAAGAAGAACAAGUUCCAGGGCUUCAGCUUGCCGCUCGUCAGGAAGUUCGCCCACUCUAUCCUGCAGUGUCUAGACUCGCUGCACAAGAACCGUAUCAUCCACUGUGACCUGAAGCCAGAGAACAUUCUCCUGAAGCAGCAGGGACGCAGUGGGAUCAAGGUCAUCGACUUCGGCUCCAGCUGCUACGAGCACCAGCGGGUUUACACCUACAUCCAGUCUCGUUUUUACAGAGCUCCCGAGGUCAUCCUGGGGUCGCGCUAUGGGAUGCCUAUUGACAUGUGGAGCCUGGGCUGCAUCUUAGCGGAGUUGCUCACUGGGUACCCUCUCCUGCCGGGCGAAGAUGAAGGGGACCAACUGGCAUGUGUCAUCGAGCUGCUGGGCAUGCCCUCGCAGAAACUGCUGGACUCUUCCAAGAGAGCCAAGAACUUUGUGAGCUCCAAGGGUUACCCCCGGUACUGCGCGGUGACGACCCUGCCGGACGGCUCGGUGGUGCUGAACGGGGGGCGCUCCCGCCGGGGCAAACUGAGGGGACCCCCGGGGAGCAAGGAGUGGGUGACGGCCUUGAAGGGCUGCGACGACCCCCUGUUCCUGGACUUCAUCAAGCAGUGUCUGGAGUGGGACCCUGCCGUGCGCAUGUCCCCCAGCCAGGCCCUCAGACACCCCUGGCUCAGGAGGCGCUUGCCCAAACCUCCCACGGGGGACAAAACAGCGGUGAAGCGUAUCACCGACGGGGGCUCUGGCGCUAUCACGUCGAUCUCCAAAUUACCUCCCACCUCGGGCUCCGCCUCCAAGAUAAGGACUAACCUGGCGCACAUGACGGACGCCAACGGGAACAUCCAACAGAGGACAGUGUUGCCAAAACUAGUCAGUUGAAGAAACUGUAAACGACAGCUAGUUCGUUGUCUCAUCUAGGAUAUCUCUUCUUAAUGGUUUUGUUUUUGUUUGUUUUUUAAAUGGAGAGAUGAUUGUGUCUCUGAGAGAGAGAGAAAAACAACCGGGGGAACCCGAACAGUACCAGUCACAGUACUCAACCGUGUGUUUUGUAAAUGGAGAGAUGAUUGUGUCUCUGAGAGAGAGAGAAAAACAACCGGGGGAACCCGAACAGUACCAGUCACAGUACUCAACAGUGUGUUUUGUAAAUGGAGAGAUGAUUGUGUCUCUGAGAGAGAGAGAGAAAAACAACCGGGGGAACCCGAACAGUACCAGUCACAGUACUCAACCGUGUGGUUUUUCUUUAGACAGAGGGGUUUAUUCAGCGUUAUUAAUUCACCGCGUCAUUGUUUAGUAGCUUUUAUUUUAAUAUAAACAAGAGAAAAACAUGAAAGUGGUCAUCAUGAAGGGAACAAUGCUUUUAGGUGUUUAGUCUCAGGACUGUGUGCUAUGAUGGAGCAGGUGGCUAUCGGUCACACAAUCUGGCCCAAGCAGAGACUGAUAACCUGGGCAUGAUAGUGUAGAAUAACAGAAUGGGUGGCUGGCCAACACAUGGCGAUAACUAACUCAUAUCUUUUAGGUGUUUAGUCUCAGGACUGUGUGCUAUGAUGGAGCAGGUGGCUAUCGGUCACACAAUCUGGCCCAAGCAGAGACUGAUAACCUGGGCAUGAUAGUGUAGAAUAACAGAAUGGGUGGCUGGCCAACACAUGGCGAUAACUAACUCAUAUCUUUUAGGUGUUUAGUCUCAGGACUGUGUGCUAUGAUGGAGCAGGUGGCUAUCGGUCACACAAUCUGGCCCAAGCAGAGACUGAUAACCUGGGCAUGAUAGUGUAGAAUAACAGAAUGGGUGGCUGGCCAACACAUGGCGAUAACUAACUCAUAUCAGACAGUCUGAAGAUAUUUAGGCUCUGCUUCUCUACCUUAUCUGAUUGAUGUAGUGACAUUAAAUAGCUGUGAGAAAGGUGUUUUUUUUUAUAAGCUAAGAUCACAGUAUCUGAGAUUAGGUUUUGGUCAAAGAAAUGCAAGGAUGGAAAGUGGCUGUUUUAAGACUGUUAAGAGUUAAAGUGAGAGGUUGGACCGCGGCGUGGAAACAUUCGUUUACCUGACAGACUACGCCUGUAAUUCUCUUGACAUUCCUUAAACAACUGAACUAGAACGAGGGGGGAAAUUAGUGCAGGUUUGUCUUGUUUUCACCUGUACCAGAAACAAGGGAGUGAUACACGGAAUAAUGAGUUCUGUCAGAGAAGAGGAGGGGAGAGGAGGGGAGGGGAUGGGAGAGGGGGGGAGAGAAUAAGGAGAGGUGGAGAGAAUAAGGAGAGGAGAGAAGAGGGAGAAGAGGAGAGAAGAGGGAGAGGAGGGGAGGGGAGAGAAGAGGGGAAGAUGAGAGGAGGGGAGAGGAAGGGGGAGAGAAAUGGCAUCUAUCAAAAUAUGAGAUGUCAACAUAAUAAGUUAUUAGGUGCUAUUCCUUGGUACAGCUGCUGUGAAAUGUAUAUCCUCACAGCAAAACAAUGGUGCUUUUUAGUUGAAAAUUGAUGUAAAGAGGAUUUUAGAGCAAAAAUGUCUACUUUGUUUUGUUCUAUCAGAUUAUUGGAUGAUUAGAAACUAAAUGUGCUGAGGCAGAGUAGAGCUGAGGUGAAGUGGCUUUGUGAUGAUGUCCUCAUCAGAGAGGACUGUGUCUGUGAUGAAGGACUGUGGAUAUUAUAAUUUCCUCAUCAGAGAGGACUGUGUCUGUGUUGAAGGACUGGAUAUUAUAAUGUCCUCAUCAGAGAGGACUGUGUCUGUGUUGAAGGACUGUGGAUAUUAUAAUGUCCUCAUCAGAGAGGACUGUGUCUGUGAUGAAGGACUGUGGAUAUUAUAAUUUCCUCAUCAGAGAGGACUGUGUCGGUGAUGAAGGACUGUGGAUAUUAUAAUGUCCUCAUCAGAGAGGACUGUGUCUGUGUUGAAGGACUGGAUAUUAUAAUGUCCUCAUCAGAGAGGACUGUGUCUGUGUUGAAGGACUGUGGAUAUUAUAAUUUCCUCAUCAGAGAGGACUGUGUCUGUGAUGAAGGACUGUGGAUAUUAUAAUGUCCUCAUCAGAGAGGACUGUGUCUGUGAUGAAGGACUGUGGAUAUUAUAAUGUCCUCAUCAGAGAGGACAGUGUCUGUGUUGAAGGACUGUCGAUAUUAUAAUUUCCUCAUCAGAGAGGACUGUGUCUGUGUUGAAGGACUGGAUAUUAUAAUGUCCUCAUCAGAGAGGACUGUGUCUGUGUUGAAGGACUGUGGAUAUUAUAAUGUCCUCAUCAGAGAGGACUGUGUCUGUGUUGAAGGACUGGAUAUUAUAAUGUCCUCAUCAGAGAAGACUGUGUCUGUGUUGAAGGACUGGAUAUUAUAAUUUCCUCAUCAGAGAGGACUGUGUCUGUGUUGAAGGACUGUGGAUAUUAUAAUGUCCUCAUCAGAGAGGACUGUGUCUGUGAUGAAGGACUGUGGAUAUUAUAAUGUCCUCAACAGAGAGGACAGUGUCUGUGUUGAAGGACUGUGGAUAUUAUAAUGUCCUCAUCAGAGAGGACUGUGUCUGUGAUGAAGGACUGUGGAUAUUAUAAUGUCCUCAUCAGAGAGGACUGUGUCUGUGUUGAAGGACUGUGGAUAUUAUAAUGUCCUCAUCAGAGAGGACUGUGUCUGUGUUGAAGGACUGAUCUAGGGUCAGGCUGGGUAGGUAGGUAGGUGCUUACUACAUGGGCAUGACUGCAUAUACUUGAAUAGAAGGUGUUCUUCAGAGCCUGGGGUUGUCUCAGUAAUACUGAAUAGAAGGUGUUCUUCAGAGCCUGGGGUUGUCUCAGUAAUUCUGACUAGAAGGUGUUCUUCAGAGCCUGGGGUUGUCUCAGUAAUACUGAAUAGAAGGUGUUCUUCAGAGCCUGGGGUGGUCUCAGUAAUACUGAAUAGAAGUUGUUCUUCAGAGCCUGGGGUUGUCUCAGUAAUACUGAAUAGAAGGUGUUCUUCAGAGCCUGGGGUGGUCUCAGUAAUACUGAAUAGAAGUUGUUCUUCAGAGCCUGGGGUUGUCUCAGUAAUACUGAAUAGAAGUUGUUCUUCAGAGCCUGGGGUGGUCUCAGUAAUACUGAAUAGAAGUUGUUCUUCAGAGCCUGGGGUGGUCUCAGUAAUACUGAAUAGAAGUUGUUCUUCAGAGCCCGGGUGGUCUCAGUAAUACUGAAUAGAAGUUGUUCUUCAGAGCCCGGGUGGUCUCAGUAAUACUGAAUAGAAGUUGUUCUUCAGAGCCCGGGUGGUCUCAGUAAUACUCCGGGUUGUAGUGAAAGGCAGUUAGUGUUAUAAGACGUGCGUAUAAAGCCCUCUGAUUAAUCAGGACUUAAAGGUUGACUCAUGUAGCUUUUUGAAUGGCUUAGUUUAUACCAUGUUGACUGUUGCAACUGUAGAGGAGCAGUUGUAUUUUUCACUUGAUCCUUUCUUUAAUCAUAUUUUCAGUAGUGAACCCGAUACGUGUCUCUGGCCAGAGUGUCAAUUCCUAAAACGCUUGUUCCCUUGCACAGCCCCCCCCCAAAAAAGUGUUCCCAUAUCCCCCUUUGCUUUAUGCGGAAGGCAACCUGUAAAACAGACUCCUAAACCUAGUAAUGAACAUUUUCCCCAAAUGUGUUGAACCUUCAGAUUUUCUACAUUUUCUAAAAUAUUUGACAAAGGUUUUUAUUAGUUCACCAUAAAUCACACUGAGAAUUCUUUAAAGCUUUUGUCAAAGUUGUACUUGUUUAUUUCACAUAAACCAACAUUGUUAAAUAAAAGAGGCAAUCUAAAAGAUAUGAAACUGAACUUUAGGGCUGAAUGGAACAGAAUGUUGUGUUGUUGUCUGGUUGGUCGGUCGGUAACCACGGAGCCACUUAUGACCUAAUGCACAAGAACUAUACUAUUGGGAUCCUAUCAGACUGUCACUGUGUGGAUACUUGGAGGCUCCAGGACACGGAGCAGAAGACUCUGUUUUGAUUGGAGUUCAGAACAGGUGUGGCUGGCUGGGGAUUGGAUGGACGACCUGGUGACCUCAUCAGGUCAGGGAGUAGAGCCCCGGCCUGCCCCGCUGAUGAUUGGUUCAGUGCCUGCCAGCUGCACACUGCUCAGUAGCCCCGCCCCCUUUGGAACCCAUUGCCACCUGCUGAUUGGAGAACAUCAGCGGGGAGGGGCAGGACAGGGGGCGGGGUCACAACAUUCUUUUUGACUUUUUUAUUGUAGUUGUUUUGUGGAUUGAUAGUCGGGAGGAAUCGUGUCCUUAGGUCGAAUACAAUGUGCCUUUGGUUAUUAAUGCCAUUCAUUUAGUAACCCAGGACCAGUAACAUAAUGACUUCAUUCCCCUACACCUCCCUACAGCACAUCUCCCCUGAACAUACAUCCAUUUCACAGAUGUUUGAAAUGUUUACAGUCAUUUUUCAUGGAUGUUUUCUUCAAGCCCAAAGACAGUCUUCCUGGCUUAACCUCUGAUGUGGUAGCGAGGAGAAAGCCAAGCGGCCGCACAAUGACAGGUAUUACAUGGUCUGCAUCCACAAUGGCACCCUAUUCCCUAUAUAGUGCACUACUUUUGAUAGGGCUCUGGUCAAAAGUAGUGCACUAUAUAGGGAAUAGGGUGCCAUUUCGGGAAACAGCCGUGCAGUUUUCGAGACAGAGCGUCAGAUCUUUUGGGAUGACUAACUCUCACCUGGAAACACCCUUUGCCAACAGGGAACGCUUGGUAAGAAGCGAUCACCUUAUGCUCUGAAAGUGUUGAGGAACUGACAGCCUCUGUCUUGUCUUAACAUCAAAACAAUUCAAGGGGUUAUAGCUGUUAGCUUCAUUUUAUUACUCCGAGAGAGAAGGACAAAAAUACAUUUGAAUCUUUACCUCAGACUGUUGUGAUAGAUAUCUCUUCUUAUUGUGAUGUGAAUAACCCAGGGCAUUUGGUUACAUACCAAAGUGCAUUUCUUUCUACGUUUGUGGCUAUGAGGAAAUGAAGCCAGUGGAUUUUGCCUCUUAUUUUUCUGAGUAAAAAAAUAAGGCACUCAAACCACUUUUGGUCAUUCAAGGGCCAUAUCUAUCUAUAUCUCUAUCUAUCGAUCUGUCUGGAGAAUGCUUGUCUUCAGCUGAGAAGGAAGUAGAGAGAUUGGAGUACAGUGUUUAUUUUAUUACACCACUGUCUGAACGGCGUAGCACAACUCCAAACCUCUGUGUGCUCGACACGGUUGGAUGUAGCUUCUUUUCAGUGCAGUGUCAACUGUCCUAUCACAAUCUGCAGUCUAUAGUCAGUCAACCCAAUGUGCUACUCCACGGUAAGGUAACAUAGCUGUGGCAGAAUCAAGCAUUUGGCUAUAUUGUAAAUGUUUAGAAAAUGUUAAAAAAUUAAAAUACUUUUUUUUGCUA
Messenger RNA from Oncorhynchus kisutch (coho salmon), 7615 nucleotides. Its product is annotated as dual specificity tyrosine-phosphorylation-regulated kinase 2. Gene Ontology annotation, biological process: peptidyl-serine phosphorylation; peptidyl-threonine phosphorylation. The record is from RefSeq and is a predicted model, not a curated record. Gene Ontology annotation, cellular component: nucleus; cytoplasm; cytoskeleton. NCBI's taxonomy places the organism in Eukaryota, Metazoa, Chordata, Actinopteri, Salmoniformes, Salmonidae. The transcript has 3 exons. Bases 414 to 2195 code for a protein of 593 amino acids. Gene Ontology annotation, molecular function: ATP binding; protein serine/threonine/tyrosine kinase activity; protein serine/threonine kinase activity.